AUUUAAGACAAGGAAUCUCAAUUAUUUCGAUUCUCAAUUCGCUUCAACACACAAAGCCAUUUAACAUAUAAAGCGUGAUGAAAAAGAAGAGACUCAAGAGAGUAAAUAUUAAUGAGUUACAAUCGUUCGGAUUGUCUUAUUGAAUUUUUGAAUUGUACACAAUUAUUUCAAAAUUAAUUAUCUAUCAAUUUCCAUAUAUUUAACCAGCUGCUUUAUAAUUAUCCGAUAUCUGUGAUCUCCAGUUCUCUAUGCUCUGGGAAUCAUAACCUUAAUCGAUGGUGUUUAUUUAUAUUCGCUUGAAUAGGUCUAUGUUUAUAAAAUAAGAAGUUUUUAAUUCUGAUUUAAUUUUUUUCUUUCUUCUUAUGGAUAAAAUAUAUAUCUAAUCCAUAUAUUUUCUUCGUCUCAACAGUAGACUUCGGGUAAGUUUUCAAAUAUUUCUGUCUUCUUUAUUUAAUGGCUGAAUUAACAUUUUGUGUUUCAAAGAUAAUUCCAUUAUUUCUAGAAAGAAAAUAUCUUGGUUCAAACGAUGUCACCUCUACUAUGGUUUGGACCACUUUUGGCUUUACAAGUGAAUGGAAUAAUGAAUAAAGUGACUCUAGAUUUUGAACUCUUAUUGAAUCGUAUCAAUUUAAAUGAUUUAUGAUAUUUUUGGUGAAUUUGCUGAUUAUGUUCACGAAAGAUAGAAUUCGAUCCAAUUAGUUUGUACUCACGAUGAAACAGAGCCUUGAUGACAACCCCUUAUUCUCAGUGACAUACAAUUUUCCAUCCCAUCAGGCUCUAGUACUUGAUGGUUUGAACUCACUCAGAAUAAGGGAAGAAUUAAUAGAUGUCACACUGAUAGUUGAGGGACAAUAUUUCAAGGCACACAAAGUGGUUCUAUCGGCAUGCAGCGACUACUUCAGAGCCAUGUUCACGGACAACAUGAUCGAGUCACGUCGAAAAGAGAUCCACCUGAAAGGCAUGAAUGCUAAGGGCUUCUUGUUAGUCCUGGAAUACGCUUACACCAGUAAAAUCACCCUCAACCUUUCGAAUGUACAAGACGUUCUGGAGGCUGCAUCUUAUGUACAAAUAUUAGCGUUGAUCCAGACCUGUUGCAACUACCUGGAGGCUGAAAUCGACAACGACAACUGCCUGGACAUCGCAAACAUAGCUGAAACUUAUUCGUUGACUGCUCUGAAGAUGGAGGUGUACAAGUACAUGAACCAGAAUCUUUCGAGUUUGUCCCAGACUAGGGAAUUCUACAGGUUAACUCCAUCGCAGCUGGAAACUCUGCUUGCUUAUGAUUUUCCAGUGGAUUGUUCGGAAUAUGAAGUGUUGAAUAUUGUUAUCCAAUGGUUUUUCCACAAGGCACACACAGGAUCGGAAAUAGACCUUUGCGAGGCAAUGCAAAUAUUCGAACACGUACAUUUCUGCGAUAUACCCCUCGCAAGAAUUCACGCCAUUCUAGGAGAGAUAAACGAGAAUCAGAAGGGUGAUGGUGAAUUACAACGUGUUGUCGUUUGUGAAAUCUACAGCCAGCUAAGCGACAAGAAAAGUAUCGUCCCCAGCAACCUCUUGAACCCUCGUGGAAUGGAGCUGGCAGUGCUGAAAAUAGGCGGUUUCGGAAUGAGCGGGAUCACCAACGAAAUAACCUACAAGUUAUCUUCGGAAUCCAAAUGGAAACACCUGACGAAGAUACCGCACGUGGAACAGUGCAACUUUGGUACCGCUGUUGUGAACAACGACUUGUUCAUCAUAGGGGGCUGUUUCAAUCAGAACAUGCAGGAGAAUAUACAUCCUUUUGGUUUUAAGUACAACACCUUGUACAACAAGUGGUGCACCUUGAGCCCGAUGAAAAUCGAAAGGUGUAGGUUUUCGUUGAACGUCCUCAAUGGGAAGAUGUAUGCUGUCGGUGGAGUUGCUGAAGUUGAGGAAUUUAAUAGUAACGUUACUGGCACCUGUGAAUGCUACGAUCCAGUUACCGACGAAUGGACAAUGAUCGAACCCCUUCCGGUCGGCAUCACCAGACACGGUGGAGCUGCCUUCGAACCCACAUCCAAGCUGUUCAUCUGCGGCGGCAUCGACAGGGACUCCACCCUCUGCCAAAACUCGGUGUAUUGUUACGAAUCGCAGAACGAUUCUUGGACCACUUGCGCCCCCAUGUUGACUCCCCGCGCCGACCACGUGAUGCUGUCCAUCGACAAUCAUUUGUACGUGUGCGGAGGUUGGGAAGAAGACGACGAAACCGGUAUCCGGACACUUGUGGACACCAUCGAUGUGUACGACGUGGAGAAAAAUUGUUGGACAGUUCUGACGACGGUGCCGACGCCGAGGCACCACGCGGGGAUAGUUAGUAUUUUUCGUAAGAUUUAUUUUAUCGGGGGCUUCCCCAGCAAUGCGAUGUUCGAUAAAAGGACGGCUGCCAUAGAGUGUUACGAUAUAGAUAGUGACGUUUGGUCUACCGAAGAGAAAUAUCCUCAGGGCAUUUGGGAGCACACUUGUUCUUUGUUGUACGUUCCUAAAUGUAGGAACGGCAUGGAUGUGAUUCCUCAGCAGACGGAUCUCAGAUGAGACGAUAUUGAUCUGUGUGAAACUUAGAAUAUACUGGGUGAUUCACCGGGAUGGCC
Messenger RNA from Harmonia axyridis, 2606 nucleotides. Its product is annotated as kelch-like protein 26. The coding region runs from base 712 to 2550 and encodes 612 amino acids. The transcript has 4 exons. The record is from RefSeq and is a predicted model, not a curated record. NCBI's taxonomy places the organism in Eukaryota, Metazoa, Arthropoda, Insecta, Coleoptera, Coccinellidae. Gene Ontology annotation, molecular function: protein binding.